AUGACACAUGAGGGCGGUGCGGUGUGGGGCACCGGCGCUUUCAAUAGAGAACCAGAGUCUGAAAGUCUUGAAAGUCUGAAUGUGUCCAUCUAUGUGUACUCUCUUUUGGACCAAGACCAAGGUCCUCCCCACGCCCGCGUCUCUGCCAACUUCCAAGCGCGACUUGAUAAUGUGAGACGCGCCGCUAGCUCCGAUCGGGAGCUGAUGUGCCGCUGGGAGAUUCAUCAACAGUCGGUGACCACUGGCCAAAAGAAAAGAAAAAUGUAUCCUUUGCGAGGUUUGUGUCAUGUCUUGCUCUUUGGAGUUUGGAGCCUUUUGGCUCUUUGGGUCGAUACUCAUGGUGAACAACUGUCCGUCCAAUCAAAGUCGCCAUUCAAUCAAAGCCAAGUUUGUGGCUAA
Colletotrichum acutatum is the source of this 399-nucleotide messenger RNA. RefSeq lists its product as uncharacterized. Lineage: Eukaryota; Fungi; Ascomycota; Sordariomycetes; Glomerellales; Glomerellaceae. The record is from RefSeq and is a predicted model, not a curated record. The transcript is spliced from 4 exons. The coding region runs from base 1 to 399 and encodes 132 amino acids.